Messenger RNA from Ruditapes philippinarum (Manila clam), 7178 nucleotides. RefSeq names its product osteopetrosis-associated transmembrane protein 1-like. The transcript has 7 exons. The record is from RefSeq and is a predicted model, not a curated record. Gene Ontology annotation, cellular component: cytosol. NCBI's taxonomy places the organism in Eukaryota, Metazoa, Mollusca, Bivalvia, Venerida, Veneridae. Bases 1 to 963 code for a protein of 320 amino acids.
AUGAAAGUUGCGAAGACUAAUGCAGACCAAGUUAAAGAUGAUGCCCUAUCAACAUUACAUAAGUCUAAUCGUUCAAGUAUUAAACCCAAUUGUAAAGCGUUUAUAACAGAAUUUGGAUUGCGCUCUUCAAGAUUCAUCAAAUGUUCAGUUGAUAAUGCGAGACCUUUUAGAUUUUGUGAAGGAUGUGUUGUACAUUAUCAAAGAUCUAAGACAGUUUAUGGUGAUAUUGUCCAUAAUGAUGAAUCCUUAGAUAAUUGUCGGAAGGAAUUGUUAAAUUCAGAUCGUGUUCAGGUGAUCAGUAGUGUUCAGAGAGAUAUUGACAGGAUUUGGCAAACUGCUGAUUGUAAACAAUGUUUUUCCUCUAUAUCAGAAGAUAAAAAUGGUACAGUUCACUAUACACUGACAGAAAGAACAAAAGAAUUUCUUGCUGUGUAUAAAAACUUUACAGAAUGCAUACCAGCAAAUAGAACAACAUACAACCAUUCAGUAUGUACAAACUGUGAACCGUAUUACAAUGAGAUGAACACAAAGUUUGAUAAGAUGUUGAAUGAUCCACUGGCACCACAGCAUGUUUGUAUGGAUAUAGUUGAUAUGAUGAAUUAUACACGACUGAUAUGGGGAGAGCAACUGAAGUGUACGGAUGUAAACAGAGAGUAUACAGCUGUUUUGACUAUAGCUAUUGGUUUCCUGCUCCUACCUGUAUUCUUUUAUGUGGGCCUUGCUGUAUAUGGAACCAAAAGAACAAGGAACCUGAUAAAACAAAAAAGACUGGCAUUCUUCAAUCAUACCAAGACGUAUGGAACAUUAGACAGUCCUCCCCUCCUUACUGAAGAUGGUGCAUUAGAUGUGUCACGUGACUCAGCCAACCAAUCAGCAUCAAGCAGCCAAUCUUUAGAAUCAUAUGAUCAAGUAAACAGUGGAAAAAGAACUGUGAAUAACAGGUCACCUUUUGUGUUUUCAUGAAAGCAAGUUUUUCCAUUGAAUUGUGAGAAUUAAAUCAAAUAUAAUUGUGAAUGUCAAGUUAUCACAAGUGAAUUUGAUUUGAUAUACAUUUGAAGAUAACAUUUGAAGUUUAAGAAAAAUAGAGUUGUAAAUUCAUAAAGAUAUUUGUAAUAUUUCGUUUGUAAGUUCGAAUGUUCUAAAAUAAUACAUAAAUGAUCAUAAAAAACUAGUUUGGCCUACUUUUUGUGGGAAAAUUGAUGAAACAAAACGGAGAUCCCAGAAUGAAGGACUAAAUAAGGAUUCACCCCACAAAUUUUUCUCCACAUUUUAGUAACAGUUAGCCCCGGAUUUUUACCAUUCACUUCACUUUAAAAUAAUCCUAGAACACAUACCUUUAAUCAUAAAAAUCAGUAAAUGAUGACAUUUAAUGUAUGCUUUUGUAUUUGUAUAAAGUAAAUGACAUUAUUUUUUUUUAAAUCAAGACAUUAAGAUAAAUAUAUGUAUUUAUAGAAUAAAAUGAUAUAGUUUUUCUUAGUGACAAUGUGUGUGUUUGUUAGAAAACCUUAUUAUUUGUCUCAGAGGGUUGGUAUGCAUUAAUGUAAUGCAUAUUUAGCAUGAAGAUUCUUAUAUAAAUCUCUAGUUUAGAACAUGAUGUGAGAUAUAAUAAAAUAUAAAGAAUGAAUAGAAAAUAUCAUAAAUAACAAUGUAUAAUCAUUCUGUUUUAAAGAGUCAUGAAAAAAGUGAUAGAUAGAAUGAAUCCUUAACUUUGGUAUGACAUGGACAGAAUGGAUGCAGUUAUAAAACUUGACUCAUUUAUUUACAUGUACAUGUAAUAAAGUAUAUUGCUUGCAUUUGUGAGACUAUCAAACAGACCUUGCUUUUACUCAUCAAUCUUGUUUUUCCUGGUUGCGCAUGCCUGGCUUGUUAAAAUAUAUUAAGAAAUGUUUUGUAAGUGUUGAAGCAUGGAAUUUUGUAAGGGUUGUUAUAAAGUGUAAUUUGAAGAGGUUGUAAAUUAAUAAAAGAGUAUUUUACAAGUAACAUGUAUUUGUUUAGACAUUUUUUAAGUUGUUUUGUUUUUAGCUCACCGGAGCACAAAAUACUUAAGGCAAGUUUUUGUGAUAACCCUGUGUCAGGUGUUUCUAGUGCAUUCAUAAAUAGUUCACUUAACAUCCACUGAACUGCUUGGCCAAAAGUGAUUAAACUAUAUACAAACAUUCCUUGGAUGGUUAUUCUAUAAAAGUACUCAAAUGGUACUGGUUUCCUGAACAAGACCACCAGUUUGAGAGCUACAAGAUCAUUAGUUGGUUUGUUACAAAAAUUAGUAAAAUCUUUCUUGUCUGUCCAACAAAAUGGCCACCAGUUCUUAAAGUAGAAAUAAGCCUUAAGCCCCUACUAAGUUGUUUAAAAAUAAAAGGUAAAAAUAAAAAUAAGCUGUAUAGUCUGGUACCCUUACUACUAUUCUAGGAUAGCAUGGUAGCAGGGGCAGAUAAUCAGAAUAAUAAUCUUUAACCCUUACCCCAUGAGCAUAUUGUGAAAAAUGGCCGUUUUCAUUGAAAAGCCUCCUGUUACAAGUUCAAACUGCUAUGAAACUAUGAAAAAUGCUUCAAUACUAAUCAAAUUUGACACAAAUGUUGACUGGACCAUUGCCUUUGUAACGACAUGCUCAGUCUUAAAUUUCCUGUUACCAGGGCAACAAGGGGACGUCUCAAAAUUGCAAAAAAUCACUAUUUUGCCUCAAUUUUUUCAAUCAAAAUUUAUUUCAAAGUGCUGCAACUUCUCAAGGGAUUGAGAUAGAGUCAAAGGCUUUUCAGCAUUGGUUACAUGUUACCUUAUGAUCGAUCUGGGGUCAUUUUUAGCCUCUCACAAGUCCAAAAUUUUCUUGGCGAUGAGGGGGACUACCGCCCCCCCCAUCAAACCCCCCAAACAGAAGGGGGCACAUCCCCCUUCUGGCAACCCCCUGAUGUAUCUUUUCAAUGGGGGGCAGCGCCGAAAAAGUGCUCACUUUUUUAGCAACAUUUCUCAAACGAAAACAUGUAUUUGGGGCCCAAAUAGGACAAUUUUUCACUUUUUUAGGCCUGAAAGAGGGGGGGGGGUCGAAAGUGCGUUGAUUCACGUAUAUAUGAGGUAAAGGGUUAUACAACAUCUCAACUGUUGGGCAAAUUUAAAUUAAAUUUAAUAGGAAUUAACUUUGAGUGGUACUUUACAAACAUUUCCAAAAAUCAUUACAGUGUGCUGAAGAAGAUGGAUGCUGGCAUGCUAAUUACACAAAUAAAGAUUACAUUAUAUUUCCUCAACCCUGGCAGAUUUUGAUAAAACUUUAUAAAAUGGUAAAUAUGUCUUGAUAAUAAAAUCUUGUCAAUGUAAACCAUAUCCUCUGAUGAGUAAUUUAGGGCCAUCUUGUUUCUAUUUUAGAUAAUCCAACAAGUUUUUAAUUAUUUUACCUAAUACAGUAAAAAUGUCAAAGAUGAUGGAUCAACAGCAGUUUGUUUGUUUUUAUGUAUUUUUAUGUAUUUCUUCAUAUUUUUGGCCUGUAUGUCCAAUUGAUUGAGGUCGUUUUCUAUCAGUCAAAAUUUGCCAUUGUAACUUAUGCUUCUGCUCAAAAUUCAAAUACCCAGUCUUGAGUGAUAUGAUGAAUGGAGAUGUUAGGCAUAGAGACAUAGGCAUAGAAAGUUCAGUUAUUGAACUUACUAUUGUCAUUGAGACUUUUUAUUAUGCCCCCAUUUCGAAGAAAAGGGGGUAUAUUGCUUUGCACUUGUCGGUCCGUCGGUCCGUAGACCAAAUGGUUUCCGAGUGAUAACUAAAGAACCCUUAGGCCUUGGAACUUCAAACUUGGUAUGGUGAUUGGUCAUGAUCAGUAGAUGACCCCUAUUGAUUUUGGGGUCAAGGGGUCAAAGGUCAAGGUCACAUUGACCUUGUAAGCAAAAACGGUUUCCAAUCAAUAAGUAAAGAACCUUAAGGCCUAGGAACUUCAAACUUGGUAUGGUGAUUGGUCAUGAUCAGUAGAUGACCCCUAUUGAUUUUGGGGUCAAGGGGUCAAAGGUCAAGGUCACAUUGACCUCUUGGGUAAAAACGGUUUCCGAUCAAUAACAAAAGAACCCUUAGGCCUAGGAACUUCAAACUUGGUAUGGUGAUUGGUUAUGACCAGUAGAUGACCCCUAUUGAUUUUGGGGUUAAUUCCGAUCAAUAACCAAAGAACCCUUAGGCCUAGGGACUUCAAACUUGGUAUGGUGAUUGGUCAUGAUCAGUAGAUGACCCCUAUUGAUUUUGGGGUCAAGGGGUCAAAGGUCAAGGUCACAUUGACCUCUUAGGUAAAAAACAGUUUCCGAUCAAUAACUAAAGAACCCUUAGGCCUAGGAACUUCAAACUUGGUAUGGUGAUUGGUCAUGAUCAGUAGAUGACCCCUAUUGAUUUUGGGGUCAAGUGGUCAGAGGUCAAGGUCACAUUGACCUCUUAGGUAAAAACAGUUUCUGAUCAAUAACUAAAGAAGCCUUAGGCCUAGGAACUUCAAACUUGGUAUGGUGAUUGGUCAUGACCAGCAGAUGACCCCUAUUGAUUUUGGGUUUAAGGGGUCAAAGGGCAAGGUCACAUUGACCUUGUAGGUAAAAAUGCUUUCCGAUCAAUAACUUAAGAACCCUUAGGCCUAGGAACUUCAAACUUGGUAUGGUGAUUGGUCAUGACCAGCAGAUGACCUAUUGUUUUUGGGGUCAAGGGGUCAAAGGUCAUGUAACAUUGACCUUGUAGGUAAAAACGGUUUCCGAUCAAUUAACUAAAAACGCUUAGGCCUAGGAACUUCAAACUUUGUAUGAUGAUUGGUGGUGACCAGCAGAUGACCCCUAUUGAGUUUUUGGUCAAGGGGUCAAAGGUCAAGGUCACAUUGACCUUGUAAGUAAAACGGUUUCUGAUCAAUAACUUAAGAACGCUUAGGCCUAGGAACUUCAAACUUGGUAUGGUGAUUUUUCAUGACCAGCAGAUGAUCCCUAUUGAUUUUGGGGUCAAAGGUCAAGGUCACAUUGACCUUGUAUGUUAAAACGGUUUCGGAUCAAUAAUAAAAGAACCCUUAGGCCUAGGAACUUCAAACUUGGCAUGGUGAUUAGUCAUGACCAGCAAAUGACCCCUAUUGAUUUUGGGGUCAAGGGGUCAAAGGUCAAGGUCACAUUGACCUUGUAGGUAAAAACGGUUUCUGAUCAAUUAACUAAAAACGCUUAGGCCUAGGAACUUCAAACUUUGUAUGAUGAUUGGUCUUGACCAGCAGAUGACCCCUAUUGAGUUUUGGGUCAAGGGGUCAAAGGUCAAGGUCAUGACCAGUAGAUACUUGAUAACCCUUAUUAAUUGUUUGAUCACUGGGUCAGAAGUCAUGCAUAAUUACCUUAUCACAUGAAUAAUUGGCUGCUGAUAGGGGGCAUACAUGUUUUACAAACAUAUCUUGUUUACUUCAUGCUCUAACAAUGGUUUUAAUAUAGUUUGGUUCUGUUAGUUGGUACAUAACAUCCAAUAUAUUCCUUUUUGACAUCAUUAAAUUAUGACCUCACUUUUUUCCAUUGAAAAAUAAUUCAAUAAUUCUUGGAUUUUUGUUUAUUAGAAUACACUACAAAUUUUCGGGGGGAAUAAAUUUUGCCAUUUUAUAAUUGGAGGGAACCAGCCAAGAGAAAUGGAGGCUGUAUGCAUAUUGUUACAUGUGAAUGAGCAUUAUGUUGAUGUCCAUGUAAUUAUUGCUAACAAUUUUACUUUUGUAGUUCUAUUGAAAUUUAUAUGAUGUGCAUGUAUAUAAAUAAGAUUUUCUUUCUGCAUGCAAAUAUGGUUUUGCUAUCUACAGUUUAAUUAUACCAGAUUUCACUGUUACAUUAAUUUAGCAAAACACUAUUCACUGUGAUAAGUGAGUUACCUGCUUUAUAAUUUGUAAAAAAUAAGAAAAAAAUAUUUUAAAGAAAUUGAGUUGAACAUUUGUGCAGUACUGGUAUGUUCAUUGUGACAUUGAAAAUUGUAAUUUUCUUCUUUUUAUAUGCCCGAAAGAAUUUCGGGCAUAUUAUGUUAUACCCCCUGGCGUCUGUCUGUCAGUCCGUCCGUUAGCAAUUUGGUUUCCGGAGCAUAACUUAAGUUCCAUUUGGCCCACAAUAUUCAAUCUUCUAAGGAUGAUUGUCCAUAUUGGGUAGAAGACCCCUAUGUAUUUUGGGGGUAACAAGGUCAAAGGUCAAGGUCACUAUUACCUUAAAACUGAAAACAGUUUCCUCUCAAUAACUUCAUUAUUAAUCAACCUACAGCUGUAAAUUUUUUCUAGGAUGAAUAGCCAUGUCCAAUACAUGAUCCUUAUUGGUUUUAGGGUCAUAAGGUCAAAGGUUAGGGUCACAAUAAUGAUCUUUACACUGAAAAUUGUGGUUCCUGAAGCAUAACUUAAGUUCCAUUUGUCCCACAGUGUGAAAACUUCAUAGGAUGAGUGUCAAUAAUGAGAAGAAGACCCCUAUUAAUUUUUUGGUCACAAGGUCAAGGUCACUAUUACGGUAAUGCUUUAUUUAAUUCCCAUGUCUUACAAAUGCUUCAUCCUUACAAAAAAACACUUUCGGGCAUAUAAUGCUCUGUCUAGCGGUGCUCUUGUUUUUCUUUGGGAUGGAAUGUUUCAAUGGAGUGAGCUUCAUGUAUCUUAAGGGCUACUUUAGCCCUUUUGUCUCAUAUUAUUGAGCUGUGUAUUUUUUCAUUAGUACAAUAAUAAUAUAAUUGUGAGCUUAUAAAGAUAAGUUUGAUGCUUCAUUCAGUGCAAUAUUUAUUUAUGUGAACUAUGCAGAAACCAUUAUGUUGUUUAUGUCAUAAAAAGCUUCAUUCAGUGCAAUAUUUAUUUAUGUGAACUUAUGAUGUAAAAACCAUAAGUUGCUUAUGUCAUAAAAGCUUCAUUCAGUGCAAUAUUUAUUUAUGUGAAUUAUGUAGAAACCAUAUGUUGCUUAUGUCAUAAAAGAGUGUUCAAAGGAAGCAUCUUAUGACUGCUUAUAUAAUAUUUAGAGCUUUUCAUAAAAUAACACCAAUUUGUUUAUGUACUGUGUGUAAUAUGGGAAUACUGAAGCCCAAAUAAUUAUUUCAUAUUAAUUUGUCAUUUGGGUGAAAGUGUUAUAUGCUUAUGCAGUUAAAUAUGGGAGAUAAUGUUGAUGGAUAUUUAUUUAGCUGCUUUUGACAUUGCACAUUUUCUUGCAAUUUAUUAUAUUCUUAUAAAUGAAAUAUUGAGAAAAUUAAAUAUUGAUGAAAUAAAUUAA